This is a messenger RNA of Sabethes cyaneus, 3038 nucleotides long. Its product is annotated as MTOR-associated protein MEAK7. The record is from RefSeq and is a predicted model, not a curated record. NCBI's taxonomy places the organism in Eukaryota, Metazoa, Arthropoda, Insecta, Diptera, Culicidae. The transcript has 8 exons. Bases 832 to 2241 code for a protein of 469 amino acids.
CGUAUCCUCGUAUCGUAUCGGCUCACUCGUUGUUUGUCAUUGGUUCAGCAGUAGCAGCAGUGAUAAAGGUCCGUCACGGACACGGCCGUAAAAGUGCUGUUUUUCGUGUUGUGCUGGAGGUUCUUAUUGGUUUGGUUGAAGCUGGUUUUGUGCUGUAGAACAACGAGACAAAAUUAUGCACCAAUCAUGUCAAUUUUUAUUGCCAACUUCGUAUACAUUUUUACCAUUGCGGGUUGACUAGAAUGCACAUAUUUUAGUAUCUAAUCUUGGCCCUGAUCAAAUAUACCUGAUACCUGCGCAAAUUCUUGCAAUAAAAAAUCACAAUUUUGCGAUUGCUAAUAACAUUGUUUAUCAGCAACACUAUUAAACUUGUUGAUGUUUUGUUUGAAGCGGAAUGCAAUUUAUGGAACUGUAUCUUAUAUACCUAUCUAAAUCCACAUAAAGUGUAGUGUACGUAAACGAAAAAAACAAUCUGGUGCGUUCGAAUCAUUGACGGGUCAUUUAAAAGUUACUAUUAGUGAUAGACAACGCAACUAAAUCGUACAAUAUUGUAUGAGUCCUAUUUGACCGCUGCGAUGUGCUCGGAAUUCGAUUAUCGGUUCCAUUCAUAGCAAAGUGUUGAGGUGCAAUUUUACUCGGCAAACAUGAUAAAAGCAGUAAUGUGAAGCAAUACCCUUAGGGGUGACAUCGGUGGUGUCUGCUAAAUCAGUCAUUAUAAGUGUAAUUAUUUGUAAUAUCAACAAACUAAAACCAAAUCACUUCGGUUGGAUUUCGAGUCGCCAAGGCAAACAGUACGUCGACUAUCUUAAAUCUCCAAAACAAGCUACCGUCAUGGGUAACAUAGCAUCCUCUAGCACAAAACUAGCGGAGAAAUGCCCAAUGCUGGAAAAAAGCGAACUACCGCUGGUGGCCAGUUCGUUUCGUAUGGCAAGUAAAAACUCCGAUAAAUGCAAGGAAGAAGAUCUUAUGAAAUUUUGGGGAUCUCAAAUGGACCCGCGACUAGCGCAGUAUAUUACUAACUUUCUCUUCGGUCCGCUGGGAACCCGCGUUGGCUUCGUGGAGCUGCCACGGUUCGCGGAGUUGUACGUCUACACGGUGCGGGGAACGGGUGAUGAGCGAAUUAACGUGCUGCUCGCUAGUUUGGGACAAACACCCGAGUCAGAGUCGACAGAAAUUGCUUAUCCACUGAUAAAGGAGUACGUGGAGGCCGUUGUUAGCAGCUAUAUGCGAGCAAUAAGACUCGAAGGUGGACCUGAAUUUAAAUCAUGGGAAUCACGUGGAUUCCGCAUUGUGAAGGAAUGCAUACAAAAGCUAGCGGAAAGUUUGGUAUACGAUGUCGUACAGCAAGGCACACAAAAAGUUACGCGAGCCGACGCCGAACGAUGGCUCAGCAAAAACCCAAUCUUUCUGAAAAUGUUGGAGCACGUGUUUUCCCACUUGUACAACUAUCGUAUUGUGAAAAACAGUUCUGACGAGAAACGGAAAGAUGAUUCGGAAGACAGCAAGGGCAAAAAGAAGGAAAGUGUGCCCCAACAGGAGGUGGUUCUACAUGCAAUGCUGCCGCUCUGCGAGGGACUGCAGUACAUGCCGGACUAUCCCGCCUUUACCGAUUUAUCGCAGAUGCUGUUUGUCAAUGCGAAUCUUCCAACGGCACAGCAAAACAAGUGGCGUUUUCUUUUUUCUUCGCAAAUACACGGGGAAAGUUUUUCCACUCUAUUGGGUCGUAUUAUCGAUCAAGGACCGACCGUUGUAAUAGUUGAGGACACCAAUGGACACAUUUUUGGCGGAUAUGCAACAGAAUCGUGGGCACUUGGACCAAAUUACGUCGGAAACGAUAGCAGUUUUCUUUUUACCUUGCGGCCCAAAAUGCGCUGCUUUCCAGCCACUGGCUACAACGAUCACUAUCAGUAUUUGAAUUUACACCAACAAACGAUGCCGAAUGGUAUGGGCAUGGGUGGCCAGCACAACUACUGGGGUUUGUGGCUCGAUAGCGAGUAUGGCGUUGGCGAAUCUUCCGAAACUUGUACCACCUACAAAGGAUACUUCCAGAUGAGUGCCACCAAGAAAUUUACCGUCCGAAAUGUUGAAGUGUGGGGCGUCGGAGAGAAACCCGUGAAGGAAACGGAUUCGGAGGAUACAUCUCGGUCCAUUCUGGACGGAAAUGACGAUAGUAAAGCGAUGCUGAAAAUGAGCGGCCGGGAGCAGUAUUCCGAUGGGUAUCGAGAGGAACCGAGGGAUUAAAAAUUGAGACCGAACGCCAGAAAAAAGCCACAGAAAAAGUUUUGCUCCCCGGAGAUCAAUCUGGUGGAUGUGUUGGAUACGUUUAAUUUUAAUUUUCUUUAAACCAUUCGGGUACAGAAUGCUCACUUUCAUAAAUCAUCAGCAGGAAACUACGAAACGUUCAAAGUGCGAUAAGCUUAUAGUAUUCAAUGCUUCACUGCGUUCUAUGAUUGUAUAUUUUUCUCUCUAUCUGGCGUUUGCGAAACACAAUUAUGAUUUGCGCUGAUUAUCUUUUGUUAAAUGUACAACACUUUGCAGUUAGCUAUGCUAACUUAGCAUAGCUCAUGCGCGAAUUAAUAAUUAGGUAAACUUGACGUAAGCUUCUAGAUGUGAGUUUAAUGUGAAUAUAAUUGUUGCGAAAUGACUGUACGGCAGAGUAAAGUAGGAAUAACAAUUGCCAAAAUAAAAUUAUUUAUUUUAUUUCAAUCAGUCGACUAAACGAGGCUGUACGCUUAGCACAAUUUGUCGUAGAGUAGUGUGUUCUUUAGUUAGUAAAAGUUAUCGCAUGCAACUCAUACUGUUGAAUUUUUUAUUUAUUAAAUAGCACAUUAGAAACAAUUGAAUGAUUUUAUUUGUGUGCCAUAAGAAGAACAAUGAUGACAAAUUAGGAAUACACAGCAAAUGUCGGGUUUCGAAUCAAAGCGUUGAUAGAGAAGGCUGCAUGUCCAAUUAAUAAGAUUAAAUGCUUCAAAGAAGCAAAUUAAUUCAUGUCAUUUACAGUGUAUGGUAUAUACAGGCACAUAAGCCCAAUUACUGAU